Molecule: messenger RNA, 2172 nt
Organism: Propithecus coquereli (Coquerel's sifaka)
Lineage: Eukaryota; Metazoa; Chordata; Mammalia; Primates; Indriidae
Product: phosphatidylserine decarboxylase proenzyme
Exons: 8
Coding region: 38-1267 (409 amino acids)
Biological process (GO): phosphatidylethanolamine biosynthetic process
Cellular component (GO): mitochondrion
Molecular function (GO): phosphatidylserine decarboxylase activity
Source: RefSeq, a predicted model, not a curated record
AGUCAUGGGCGUGGCCCGCUAAGAAGGAGGAGACAAGAUGGCGGCGUCCGUGGGGCACGGGUGUCUGUGGUUACUGCAGAGGGUCGCGCCGUGGCGGAGCAGCCUCCGCCACUGUGAGAACACUGCCCCGAGCCACUUCCUACAGUCUUUACAGAAGCUGCCUCUUAGAGCCUUUCGCACAGAUACCAGAAAAGUCCACACUGCCCCUGCACGAACCUUGUUCCUGCUGCGCCCCCUGCCCAUUCUAUUGGUGACAGGUGGCGGGUACACAGGGUACCGGCAGUAUGAGAAGUACAAAGAGCGAGAGCUGGAGAAGUUGGGACUGGAGAUUCCACCCAAACUCGCUGGUCACUGGGAGGUGGCCCUGUACAAGUCGGUGCCAACGCGUUUGCUGUCGCGGGCCUGGGGCCGCCUCAACCAGGUGGAGCUGCCGCACUGGCUGCGCAGGCCCGUCUACAGCCUGUACAUCUGGACCUUCGGGGUAAACAUGAAGGAGGCUGCCGUGGAGGAUCUGCACCACUACCGCAACCUCAGCGAGUUCUUCCGGCGCAAGCUGAAGCCGCAGGCCCGGCCGGUCUGUGGCCUGCACAGCGUGAUCAGCCCGUCGGAUGGGAAGAUCCUCAACUUUGGGCAAGUGAAGAACUGCGAGGUGGAGCAGGUGAAGGGGGUCACUUACUCCCUGGAGUCGUUCCUGGGCCCACGCACCUGCACGGAGGACCUGCCCUUCCCACCAGCCACCUCAUGUGACUCCUUCAAGAACCAGCUGGUCACUCAGGAAGGGAACGAGCUCUACCACUGUGUCAUCUACUUGGCCCCCGGGGACUACCACUGCUUCCACUCCCCCACCGACUGGACAGUUUCUCACCGGCGACAUUUCCCAGGCUCCCUGAUGUCCGUGAACCCCGGCAUGGCUCGCUGGAUCAAAGAGCUCUUCUGCCACAAUGAGCGGGUAGUCCUGACCGGGGACUGGAAACAUGGCUUCUUCUCACUGACGGCCGUGGGGGCCACCAACGUGGGCUCCAUUCGCAUCUACUUUGACCGGGACCUGCACACGAACAGCCCUCGGUACAGCAAGGGCUCCUACAACGACUUUAGCUUCGUGACGCACACCAACAAGGAAGGCGUCCCCAUGCGCAAGGGCGAGCACCUGGGCGAGUUCAACCUGGGCUCCACCAUCGUGCUCAUCUUCGAGGCCCCCAAAGACUUCAACUUCCAGCUGAAAGCAGGACAGAAAAUCCGCUUUGGGGAGCCUCUGGGCUCUCUCUAGAGCCUCUUUGUGGCUGCUGAGGGCCUUUUCCGAAUAGAACCUGACUCUCCUAGAGGCAAAAUGCCACGAGGCCGUCCGGGUGGGGGGAUCUUACCAGGUAGGACUGGAAUGAUUCCAUUCCCACCUGUCUCAGAGGUGCAGACAAGAGGUUCUGGAUCCUUCCCAUGAGGUGGUCAGAGCCCCUGCCAUGCCCUCAACCUGUGCUGUUCCCUCCCCCCGCUGAGCAUCCGGUCGGUCCACCGUCGUUUCAAGGCGAUGACUGGUAACCAUGUAGUGUCUUGCUGCUGCUUCCCUCACCUGGGCCAUUUUCUGUCGGCCCUUUUUGCUUUUUUUUGGCCUUAACUCCCUGCACAGGGUGAGGUGCCUCCUUGGCACGGACUGUGGACACUGCCCCCCCACGGGGCCACACAGCCUUCAUGACAACUGCUUUUUCUUCCCAAAUUUACUUCAUUCGGCUCAUUGGAAAAAGCGGAAUCUUUCUUUGCACUUGUAGCUGAGCGCAUCACCCUGGACCUGCUGCUGUCUUCUGAGGACAGUGACUUACGAUGUAGACCGGCCUUCUGGAGCUGGCUUCUCUGUGUGGCAGGCAGGUGGCCCAGGGAAGAGCUCGUGUCCCCCUCCCUGUAUCCAGCCCCACGUGAAAUGUGGGAAGUUGCUGCCGUGGUGGAGGCAGAGGGAUCAGUGCCUAGAAACCCUGCCCCAGUUAGCGAGUACUCAGGCCGUGGGGAGCCCGAGGGUGAGGACAGGGCCAGAUUUCAUAUGGCUGCUAGGGACACCGUGGAUUUCUCCUGCAGGAGAAGUCAUGGAACUCUUUCAACUGUAUCAGUAGCACAGUAUUUUUGUAUGAAAAGUGGGAGACUUCUGAACAGUAAUUCAUUUAAUUGCAAAACAUUUUGAAAUAAAAA